AUGGGUUUUCAGGGGUUUUUGAUGGUUUUUUUGGAUUUGGGAGGGUUUUUUGAGCUAGAAUGGUGGUUUUCAGCAGAAAAUAUGGGGAGUUAGAGGAGUUUUUGAUGAAUUUCGAAAUUUUUUUUUGAUCUUGAUUUUGACCGCUGGCGGGUUUCAAAUCAUUUUUCAAUGUUUUUUCGAUGAUUUUCUCGCGUUUCCCUCUCAAAACCUGCAAUUUUCAGCAUGGAUCAAUACGUAAUUCUCCUCAAGCAAUUUGUCGGAGCCUGUCAGGCCAAUCCGGAUCUUCUUCACGACCCGAAACUCGCAUUCUACAGAGAUUAUUUGGCUUCGUAAGUACUUAAUUGUUUUCUAGAUGCCAAAAACUCCUAAAUUUUAGGCUUGGAGCAAAUCUCCCCACCAAAACUGCUGCUCCAGAGCCAACACCAGAGCCACAAGCGGCUCCAGCAGAAGAAGCAGCUCCACAAGCCGAGCCAGAAGUCCCAAAACCGGCUGAAAUUCCAGUGCCACAAAUCGAUAAUGAGGGAGUCAUCCCAGCUGAAACCAACGAGCCAUUGUCAAUGGGAGACGCGUCAAAAGAGCCGACUGAUGAGGAUUUCGAAAAGGCGUCGACUGAGAGAGAUUUGGCGAUGGAAGCAUUCUCGAAUGGCGAUUUGGAAGGAUCUUUGGCUCAUUAUACAGCUGCUAUUGAGGCCAAUCCGGGAAGCGCUAUUUUAUACGCAAAGAGAGCAAAGUGA
This is a messenger RNA of Caenorhabditis angaria, 734 nucleotides long. Lineage: Eukaryota; Metazoa; Nematoda; Chromadorea; Rhabditida; Rhabditidae. The record is from the annotation of a GenBank genome assembly.